Messenger RNA from Ipomoea nil (Japanese morning glory), 687 nucleotides. RefSeq lists its product as uncharacterized. NCBI's taxonomy places the organism in Eukaryota, Viridiplantae, Streptophyta, Magnoliopsida, Solanales, Convolvulaceae. The record is from RefSeq and is a predicted model, not a curated record. The coding region runs from base 1 to 687 and encodes 228 amino acids. The transcript is spliced from 2 exons.
AUGGCUAAGGCGUACGAUAGGAUGGAGUGGCUUUUUCUGGAGGGUAUGUUGAGGGCGUUGGGCUUUGAUAGAAGUUGGGUGGAGCUGUUAAUGGUCUGUGUCACGUCCGUGAAAUAUUCUAUAAUGGUGAACGGGGAAAUCGCGGGACAGGCGGAGGCACGUGGGGACAUCCAUGGUGUGCGGGUGGCCCGGGGAGCCCCGGCCAUCUCUCACCUCUUUUUUGCUGACGAUAGUCUAUUGUUUUUCAGGCCAUGUGAAAGGGAAGCGAAACAUAUAAAAGAAUGUCUUGAAAGUUACAGCUCGGCCUCAGGACAAUUAAUAAAUUUUGAGAAGUCCAGUGCAGUGUACAGCCAUAAUACUAGUCCGCCGGUUCGGGCCUUGGUCUCUGAAAUCAUAGGGGUUCCCGAGGCAACAGAUUUGGGGCGCUACUUGGGCCUUCCGUCGGUGGUGGGACGUAACAAAACAGCGGUGUUUCGGUGUGUUGAGGAGAAUAUACGGGCAAGAACGGGCACAUGGCAAAACAAACUCCUAUCUCGAGCAGGUAAAGAGGUUCUUCUUAAGAGUAUCGCUCAAUCGCUGCCGAUUUUUACCAUGUCUACUUUCCUGUUGCCUAUGCGCGUUUGUGACUCUCUGGAAAAGAUGUUUAACCGGUACUGGUGGGGCGGUGGCCGGUGGGGUUACAGGUAA